This is a messenger RNA of Grus americana (Whooping crane), 9201 nucleotides long. It is a transcript of the gene KLHL15, whose product is annotated as kelch like family member 15. The record is from RefSeq and is a predicted model, not a curated record. Gene Ontology annotation, molecular function: protein binding. Gene Ontology annotation, cellular component: nucleus; Cul3-RING ubiquitin ligase complex. The transcript has 4 exons. Bases 1228 to 3042 code for a protein of 604 amino acids. Gene Ontology annotation, biological process: protein ubiquitination; nuclear protein quality control by the ubiquitin-proteasome system. Lineage: Eukaryota; Metazoa; Chordata; Aves; Gruiformes; Gruidae.
CACCAUAAGCGCACAAGUAACAGGUUUUCGAACAGUGACUGGGGGAGAUGGGGCAAAUUUACUGCAUGAGGAAGUGGAUGGGGUGGAAUAGUAUGGUUUUCCAAAGCUGUUGGGAUGAAGGAGUGAAUGGGAGCAGGUUGAUUGUAGUGUGGAAUAAGUAGGCUGUGAGGGAGCAGUAGGAGGGCAGAGUGGGAAUGGCAGUGGGAAGUCUUUUGUGAAGCAGCGCAUGCAAUAGCUGUUUCAUUGUGUGAAGCUGUGAAAAGUGGGAAAGACAUUCAGCUUGGGGGUGGCAGCUAUAGAGGAGGUACGCUCUUGUUUUAUAAAUCAAGAAUGGGAUGGGGGUGGUAAUGAGAGACUGAAAAUAGGCAGCAAAGGGGAUGGGAAUGGCAAUAAACAGGGAGAGAAUGGCAGUGCGCGGCCUGCUAUUUAAAGCGGUGAGUGACAGAGAAGGUGACGGGGAGGUAUGUAGCAGGCAGCAUGUGGUUUGGGGGUGUCAGUGGCAAACCAAAGGUCUAUGUAGUUUAGUUCACCUCUUACAAUAAAGUCGCAGUUUCCCAGGCAAAGGCAAGGUAAAGUAAGGAGGCGAUGUUUGUGCUAAGGCAAAGCCCUGUCCAUCCCACGGUAAGCUGCAGUUCCCCGUGGGCUGCGUGCAGUUUGGUGCUUGAGGGCAGCUACACUGAGUGCCUGUGUCUGGUGGCCCUGACCCGUUGGGCUCUGGUGACCCGGUUCCCACGCCGGCUGGCAAGGCUGGCUGUGGGAGAGGGGAGCUGGGAUCAGCCGGCAGCACCGGCAGCUGGCCAGGUGUCAGGGGAGGAGUUCAGCAAGCUCCUAAAAGGAGUUGUGUUUGCCCGGGGUGGGUUUCAGCUCAACGCCCCGCGGGGCUGCUGCCCAAGAAAACCCAGAGCUGCAGAAGCGUUGAGAAAAGGGGCAGCGGUUCGCAGCGGGACCCGGCCCGGCAGGAGAGGGGUGGAAGGGAACAACACACCCUCGGAGCCACCAAAAGUGGCUGUUGCGGAUGAGCGUCCUCCCAAGCCAGACGCAGAUGAUGGUUCUUGGCACCGCUUUCCCAAGCCCCAGCUAUGUGCGGCCUCCGCUAGGCUCCGCCCCCCGGCGCCUCCCUCCGCCGCCACCGCCGCCCCCGGCUUUAUGUUACACAGAGGCCCCCCUCUCCGCCGGUCCAGCGGGAGGAGCCGCGUCUUCAGCGCCGCCGCUGCUGAGAGGUGAUUCAUGGCAGGGGACGUGGAAGGGUUUAGCUCCUCCAUCCAUGACACCAGUGUCUCUGCUGGAUUCAGAGCACUGUAUGAGGAGGGAUUGCUUCUUGAUGUCACACUUGUCAUUGAAGACCACCAAUUUCAGGCCCAUAAAGCACUGCUUGCCACCCAGAGUGAUUACUUCAGGAUUAUGUUCACAGCUGAUAUGCGAGAACGAGAUCAGGACAAAAUCCAUUUGAAAGGUCUGACAGCUACAGGCUUCAGUCAUGUCCUCCAAUUCAUGUACUAUGGAACUAUUGAACUGAGUAUGAACACUGUUCAUGAAAUCCUUCAGGCUGCCAUGUAUGUCCAGCUUAUAGAGGUGGUAAAAUUUUGCUGCUCUUUUCUCUUAGCUAAAAUCUGCUUAGAAAACUGUGCAGAAAUUAUGAGACUUCUGGAUGAUUUUGGUGUAAACAUCGAAGGAGUCAGGGAAAAAUUGGACUCCUUUCUGCUAGAGAAUUUUGUGCCACUCAUGUCCAGACCUGACUUCCUUUCAUAUCUUAGCUUUGAGAAGCUCAUGUCUUACUUGGAUAAUGAUCAUCUGAGCAGGUUUCCAGAGAUAGAGCUGUAUGAAGCUGUUCAGGCCUGGCUACGCCAUGAUAGAAGACGCUGGAGGCAUACGGACACCAUCAUUCAGAACAUCAGGUUUUGUUUGAUGACACCAUCCAGUGUUUUUGAGAAGGUAAAAACAUCAGAGUUUUAUCGAUACUCCCGGCAGCUGCGACAUGAGGUUGACCAAGCCAUGAAUUACUUUCAUAGCGUUCACCAACAGCCUUUGAUGGAAAUGAAAUCGAACAAAAUUCGUUCUGCCAAACCCCAGACUGCAGUAUUUAGAGGAAUGAUAGGACACAGUAUGGUAAACAGUAAAAUUCUUCUCUUGCACAAACCGAGGGUCUGGUGGGAACUAGAGGGUCCUCAAGUACCUUUACGACCAGACUGCCUUGCCAUUGUGAAUAACUUUGUGUUCCUAUUAGGUGGGGAAGAACUGGGGCCAGAUGGCGAGUUUCAUGCUUCAUCCAAAGUGUUUAGAUAUGACCCAAGACAGAACACUUGGUUACGAAUGGCAGACAUGUCUGUUCCACGGUCUGAGUUUGCUGUUGGAGUUAUUGGGAGGUAUGUUUAUGCAGUGGCUGGGAGAACCAGGGAUGAAACAUUUUACUCAACUGAACGUUAUGAUAUUACUGAAGAUAAAUGGGAAUUUGUGGAUCCCUAUCCAGUCAAUAAAUACGGACAUGAAGGGACUGUGCUUGGUAAGAAGUUAUAUAUCACUGGUGGAAUUACAUCAUCUUCAACUUCUAAGCAAGUGUGUGUGUUUGAUCCCAGUAAAGAAGGGACAGUAGAGCAGCGAACGAGGAGAACUCAAGUGGUCACUAACUGUUGGGAGAACAAAUGCAAAAUGAAUUAUGCAAGAUGCUUUCACAAAAUGAUUUCUUAUAAUGGUAAGCUUUAUGUCUUUGGUGGUGUCUGUGUGAUCCUGAGGGCCUCCUUUGAAUCUCAAGGAUGUCCUUCUACAGAGGUUUAUGACCCAGAUACUGAUCAAUGGACUAUAUUGGCUUCUAUGCCAAUUGGUAGGAGUGGCCAUGGUGUAGCUGUUCUGGACAAACAGAUAAUGGUUCUUGGAGGCCUUUGUUACAAUGGUCAUUACAGUGAUUCGAUUCUCACCUUUGAUCCAGAGGAGAACAAAUGGAAAGAAGAUGAAUAUCCGAGGAUGCCAUGCAAGCUGGAUGGCUUACAAGUCUGCAGCUUGCACUUUCCUGAGUAUGUUUUGGAGCAUGUUAGACGUUGCAGCUAAAACAGAACGAACAACUCAAUGAAAUACAAAAAAAUAUACCUAAUUUGUCAAAAACCACAAACCAGUUGAAUUCCUUCAGAGACAUUACUGUGUUUAUAAGAACAACUAUGAACUAAAUGCUUAAGAGAAACAGGGUGUACAGGGAGAGUACUUAGCAAGUUUAUUAGAAAAGCCAAUAGUUGGUCUGAUAUUGUAAAAGCUUUGGGUUUUUUUUUUUUAACAAACAUAAUUGUAAGUAGGGGAAAGAAAAAUAUAUUUUUGAGUGUGGUUAUUUUUUGGUAACAUUUUAUGUCCAUAAUACUUUCUUCUGGGGUUUUUUUUGUUGUUUUUUUUAAUGACCAUUAUACCACUAUGCUUCUGAAAUCAGUUAACAAAAUAUUUAUGGAAGGAAAAAAGACUUUAUUUUCAUUUUUUAUUGAGCAUAAAAAUAAAGCUCCUCAUCUGUACCAGGGUACAACCAGGUUUUAAUGAACAAAAUUAAACCAUUUCUGUAUUUUAUGUUGUCUUUUGGAUGGUUUUCCCAUUAUUCGCGAAGUAUUCUCAAAUCUGCUAGGUGGUUUUGUUUUCCCUUAUAUAUGUCAAAGAAUAAUCUUAACCCCUUUGCAUGACUUUUUUCCUGGUUUUGUAUAGUAGUACCAGUAAGUCUGCCAAAAUGCAAGAUACACAUUUUCUACUGAAACAUUUUUAUAUUCAAAACACUAUUUCUAUGCUGCCUUCUAUUGUCUGCAUUGUGUUUGUUGGUGAGUAAAAAAUAUAUACACACACAUGCAUACACUGUAAAAACUAUAUAUAAAUCCAUCUUUUUAUGUGCAGUUACAGUAUUAUAUUUCAACUAGUGCACAGAUUCAGCCAUAUCUGUUGAAUUUAAGGUAUAGUACUAUCCUUUAAUGAGCUAAAUAAUUCAAAGUUCUUAAGUAACUGGAGGCCUCGUUUCGUAUCAGAGUAUCUUAUCUUUAGUAUAUACUGAUUGAUUCAGUAACUUUGAACUCUUUAUAUUGAUGCUACAUAAUGAACUGUUGAUAAUUUGUUAUUUUAUAAAUUAUUUUUAAAAGUAAACACAUCUUACCUGAGUUUCUUUUAUGUUUGAAUGUGUUGCCCAGUCUUCUUUUUUAUGAAAAUGGAAAAUGUCAGUAAGCAAAUGCUCAGCAUUGCUUUGACCCAUAGUUACUUUCAGAACUGGAUAAACUACAGUUUAUUCUUAGUACUUUGCUUGUACUCACGCUUCAAUACAAGUAUGUUGUUUGUACUCAUAUUGAAGUGGUAUAAUCUUUUUAUUAUUAUUAUUUUAAUUAUAGACUGCUAUGAACUACUGUGUUUUGAAAAUGUGGAGUUAGGUGGUUGGAUGGUUAGUACCAUUUUCUUUUACAAAAAAACCCUACACAACUAUAGCUACUGACCUCAGAGUGCCUGAAUUGAGAUGUGUGGUCCAAGAGGCCUUUGAAUAACUCCAUUGUAUUAACUUGCAGAUAUUACUGACAGUAACUUGGUAAGAAUUAUCUGCCAAGACAUAAAUAAUAUCAGUAAUUACUUUCUGAUUAUAUUUAAUGGUGUGAAAUUAGCCACUUCUGACUCUAAAGGAAAGAUUUGGAGAAGUUGAAGGCUCACACUUAGUUCAGAUGUGUAGGGGCAAAAUGCUGAAACAUGCACGUGCAUAUUUUGUAAAAUCUUAUGCUGCUGUGUUUCACUUGAAGCAAUAGACUUUAUAUACAGCAGUGCAAAACCACUUUAUUCAGCAUCUUCCAGUCAGAAAUCACUGUAGAAAAGGAAUGUACAGUACUCAGGGAGUUCAAAAGAAUGCACUUAGAAAGGGACCAAAAUCACCCUAAAUUUCCUAUGUUAAAAUAACCCCUACUUGCCUAAACUAAGUUUGAAAUAAUUGAUAGAGAUUAAAACAAGAUGUAAAACUCCUCAUACUUGUAUUUUGAUAUUUUUGUAGUAAUUACAUUCUGGGUUGAGAUGUGAGGAUUUGGAGCUCUAUGGCAAGUCAACAGAUUUUUUUUUUUAAUUAGAAAUGAUUUAUUGAUAGAGUAUUUGCUUUCCAUAUGUUUUAACAGAAAGAGAGAAUGUAUGCCAUCAUAGCUGUAGCAAUGUUAGUUACACCAGUAGUGACUGGACCAAAUACUGAUUCAGCUUUCUGAAGCAGACUAGUUUGCAGUUAAAUUUAAGUCUUUUUUUAAUCAAAAUUCAGUUUACUGAAUUAGAAAUCUAAUUUACUUAAUAGCUUAACUUAAAGCUAGUGUGGCUUACACUAAAACCUCAGUUUCGCUGUGGACUUGUACAUACGUUACCCUGCAUAGGUGCAGAGAUAAAUUGACUCCAGUAGGUGCUGGCUGUGUGCAAGUAAAAAGGUUCUACUGUACAAAGUUCAUGGAAUAUUGGGGCACAAGAAAAAAACAGUUUGGGUUUUGUUUUUUAUUGUUUUAUUCCUUUUGUCACCAGCUUAUUUCUCAAUAAGUUUAUGGGGCAGCAAAAACUAAUCCUGCUUGUAGGCUUUCAUGGGCAUGUUACGUAUAGGACGGAGUACUUCACUUUUAUCUUGGGCCAGUCUGGGGAAUGGUUGUGGUUCUGGGUAUCUGGUCUUCCAUGAUUCAUGUCUAGUAAAGAGUUGUGGCCAAGAUUUUAUUAAAAAUAAUGGUAAGGAUGGGGGUGUCUCAAGUUACAUUUUUGAGUCUGCAUUUAAGCAGCUUCUGAAGUUCUGUGCACUAAGCAGCUGCCACUGAAGUCAUUGGUGAAUACUGACACUUGAAACAUGAAGAACCAGAUGAUUUUUAGGUGCUUUCUUUUAAGUUCAUAUUUAUCUUCAGGCACCCAGUUCUGAAAUAUCUUGUUCAGGUUUGUAAUAGUAAUUCUUCUGUUGAAUUCUAACUUGAACUGUUGGUUUCAGCUUCCCUGAAGUUGUGUCUCUGUUGAGAAAGCUGGCUGUGACCUUUUCAGCAUUAGGAAUGAUUCGAAUUUGCUUGGGUUUAGAACAUGUAGGGAUAUGCAAGAAUGUUUUGUUAAUUUGCAUUUCUACUGUGCUUUUAUUGUUUCAAACAUGAAAUAUAACAGUAGCUUACAUUCUCUUUUCCAUUGCAGUGGUACUUUUGAGGCAGUUAUUUUUGUUACUUUAUAUCUCAGAGGGAUUUUUUUUUUUAAUUGGAAGUUUCUGUUUGUGUUUGCUUUUAGUUUUUAGCUCCAGAUAAUGUAGUGUUUAAAUAAAAACAAAACUAAACUGGCUAAUUGCCUAUUACUACAAACUUUUGAGCAUUAUGAUCAGACUGAUAUGAGUUUGAAAAACAUUUAAAUGCCUCUCAUUUGUCAAGGAAAAGCUAAGUUAUGAUCUUUGAUUACUAAGUUUGGGAGGCUUUCUUCUAAUUCCAACCCAAGAUAAUGGAAUACCAGCAAAUCUGAUCUCACCCACAUAUUCAAAAUUUAACACAUGACCUGCUUUUAAACAGCAAGUAUAUUUGCCUUUUCUUAAAAAGGUGGACAUAGUGAGUUACAGUCUAGGGUUUAGGGUUUUUUUUGUUUUUCCACAUUUAUAGCAAAAGUCUAUCAGCUUCAUGUCUUAAUUUAGCAACUAGCUCCAGGAGAAGAUUCUGUUUUCAAAUGAGCCAGAAUGAACAAAAAGCAUAAUGCUCCUGUAAAGGGGUCGGACACUGCCAGUUCCCAUUCCACAUGCUGCUGUAUCUGGUUUUAGGGGACACAUAAUUUUUUUUCAAGUACUGCAUAAGGAAAAAAUAGCUAAUUUUUCCCCCACAAAGUGUUGGUAGUAGUUUCGUAGUGGAAGUAUUAGGUGGCAAAAAAGCUUUGGAAAUAUUUUUCCCAGUUGAUUCAGCUGGAGGAAGGCAGCACUUGAUUUUACAAAGCUAUUUCAGAAAGCUCUGCUAGCAAGAGGGGCUAGUGGCAGCAUAUGAGCUACCUGGCAACGUGGUUUUGUGUUCCUUUCCUUUGAAAAGUGUGGCUGUCCUACUUUCUGCGGUAUGAUAGCAGUCCUGUUACAAUGAGCUCUGAGAGUUUGUGACUUUACUAUUUCUCUGCUUUCUGAGAUUUGCAGCCGUUUUUUCUUGAGGACCUCCUGCCUUACAAACGCAAGUGCUGCGUUUUUUCAUGCUGAUAAUAUUGUAACUAUUUGCAUCAGGGACAAAGCUUCACUUGACACUCAGGAAGCAAAGGAUAAAAUUCAACAGGUACAAAUUCAAAUCAGUUUAAAAAAAAACCAACAUUGCUUAGCUCAUUAUGUCCAUUCUUUUGCAAAAGGAGGAUAAGCAUUAUGGGGAGAUGCUAACGGCUCUUUAAAAAUAAACUUCAAGCUUGUGUUGGCAUUUAUAUGAUAAAGUCUUUUUAGAAAUAUUCACAUUUGUAGAGAUAUUUUGCCUUUUUAAUGUAUUUUUCCUUACAAAAAAAAGGUGAAUUGGGCCCCUGAUUCUUUUAAUAUUUCAAAUAUGUACUUCACAUAUGUGAACAGUCCAAUAUAAAGAAAACAGAAAACUGUAAGGUACUUAAAACAUAAAAGCACAAAUGUUCCUAAACUUGUGCUGAAGUGUCUAUAGGGUUGGGACCAUCGAAGAAAACAUCCGUCCUGCUCUCCUUCCAUUAAUAACACUAUACCUGGUGAAGUUACUUGAAGAAGCGUGGUCCAUCACAUGCAGCAGGGCUCACUGAAGGAGAGUGGGAAAGAACAUAACUGGAAAGCACCUGUAAUCUGUUUAAAACAAAGCUUGCCGGUGUCCUGUAGCUAACAUUUUGAGAUUUUAAUGUUUGUAAAACAAUCUGAAGCUGCUUAAAAUAAAUACUAAUGACUACUUUUGCAUCUGUAUUCUAUUUUUGACAUUUGGUGAGUAACUAUAAAAAUUUCAUUCCUGUGGAUAGACUUCAUAAAAUGUAGUUGUAUGUGGCAGGUGGCAGAAAAACUGAUUUGUUUUGAGCACAGCUUUCCUGGCUUUCCCUCUACUAAUUUGUUGUUUGGUUUUUUUUACUUCCCAAAUUUCAAUUCAUGUUUAUAUAGUCUUUUAAAAAUAACUUUCAAGAUGAAUUUCAAAUACCUUUGGAUUAAGUUAGUAGCUAGGGGAAAACCACUUCUAUUUGCAGAUGGUAGUUUUUAUUUAUGGCUCUGGUGGAAAACCUUAUUGUAAGUCUAGAAAAUACAGUGUUAUGUAGGACUGUCAAGUUAGCUACACUUAGGGAACUUCUAUUACCUCGGUGAGACCCACCUAACUUUUAUGUCAGUUCUGGGAACAGGUGAAGGGAAGAGUGAACUAUGUUUUUAUUUUAAAUAUUUUUUCCCUAUAUAUUGUUAUUUUUUUAGAUCUUUUUAAAAUAAAUUAUAUGCUGGAGAUUGCAAUUCCACUGUAGUAUCCCACUUGAUUCCAGUGUACAAUAUCAGAUUGUAUUGAAAAGAAUGUAUUUGCUAAGUUAACAGGAAAAGUUAUUUUCAAACUGUGCUGUAUUUGUGCUAGCAAUUGGAAAUACUUCUCCUAUAGAAAAUUAAAAUUAUAUAUAUAUGACCUCAUAUGUACGUUUGCAUUAACUGUCUAAUGAUGACCCCAGGGCUGCUAUAAACUUCUCUGAAUAAUUUAAGAAUUGCCUCUUUUUAACUGUUUUAAAGCCUUUUUUCUUGUCUUUUUUUGGCAGAAGGUAAUUUUCCCUAGCUAUGGACACAGUAUGCUCAGACUUGCAUAUGCGCUCUGUUUGAUUUUUAAACUGAAAAAAAUGUAUAAAAUGUGUAUAAAGAAAAGUGUAAAUAAAAUAUUUUUAAUCUUUAAACAUUUGUGUAAACUUUGUAAUACUUAACGUUCUGGAGCUGGAUUGCUUCCUACAGGACUUCAGUUUACUCAGUUAAGCAACUCUUCAAAAAUGUUAAGUGUUGCUCUAAUUCAUAAUGUUGUCUUAAAGUUAUCCCAACAAGAAUGGUUGGAUAUCCUUAUAUAGCAUCAAGCUCAUAUCUUUAGCUGCGUUUUAUCAUCUUCCCAAUUUUAAUUGUUUUUGUGCUUUCAUGUGUCUGCUCUGCAUGUCAAGCUUGAAAUACUGUUCCAAGUUGACUUCAUCGUUACAUUUGUAACUCUGUGUCAAGGCAUAAAUUUGGUGCUAGUCAGCCACCACGAGAAGAGACUGUUCCCUGCUGUCAGAUACGCGGCAUCCAGGGCUCAGAGACCACAGGCGUUUACCACACAGUGGGAC